Molecule: messenger RNA, 2262 nt
Organism: Penicillium brasilianum
Lineage: Eukaryota; Fungi; Ascomycota; Eurotiomycetes; Eurotiales; Aspergillaceae
Source: the annotation of a GenBank genome assembly
AUGUUCUCGGAAUAUGCCUCACGCUUCCUCGCUCAGUCACAGUCGCGAGUCUCAUCUCGCCCAGACGAGCUUCAAAGAACCGGUCGUGCUCCUCCAAGUCAACGCCAAGGCAGCACACGACACCCUUCGUCGCGCUCUUUUCUAAGAAGCGGUGACCCGUAUCGACCGGGUGCCUCUCAGAUCUCCAACUUCCCAUUUGCGUCGCGAGUAUCGGCUCAACCGGCUCCUUUAUUCUACAGCGCGACCGACGAAUUUCGGGAAGAAGAUGACGAGACUGAGCGGGAACGAGAGAUUGCGGACUUCUACGCCUUACAACGUUCAAGGCGACAUUUCGGUGACAGCAACUUGAGAGAAUCUUUAGAGAAUGACGAAGAUUCGAACCACUCCGUGGAUUUAGAAGACGGCCAAUCUCGAUACGAUGAGCGUCCUGGCAAUGGGAAGGGCAUCAAGAGCUCGUGGCGAGGUGAGAAGAGCAUACCAGCUCCCCGCCAAUCUCGAAUCGCGACCGUGGAAGAAGGAGUGGAACAAGCACCCGACUCCUUCGCCAGUCCUAGCAGUAGAGCCAGAGGAAAUCUAGUGGACGUGGGGUUAGAGGAUUCCUUUCGAGGUGGGCUCGAUGAUACCGAUCGUAUGCCGUCUGAGAUCAUUGGUGACGAACCGCCUAUUCAACGAUUUCGAGAAGGUCCUUCGGUCAAAGAUGACUCGUUCGGCUUCAACGCAUCCGACAGCCAGGCAGACCAGACUCAACCAUUAUUCUCUUCGGAAGCUCCGCGACGGUCGAGCUCUACGAGUUCCUUACCCGCAUCGAUCUCGCCUCUUACAUCCGAGACCACCAUGCAUGAUGCCUUUUGGGGCCAACUAUUCUUAAUCGCUCUUGCAGGGUUAUUCGCGACUGCUUUUCUGGUUUAUCUCCACACGUCAGCCCCGUCUUCUGGUGACAAGUCACAAUGGGGGGACACCAUCUACUUCACCGUCCACGGGUCUUAUUUUCUGCUAGGCAUCUAUACUCUCGUAUCGAUUUUCGUCUCCCUACUCUGGCUGGCCCUAUUACGAUCUUAUGUGCGAAUCUUGGUCUACAUGAUCGUCGUUGCGGUGCCUAUCAUUCUAUACUCAUUCUCUUUGUACCCUUUCAUCUCAAGCUUUAGGGGUGCAUGGAAUGGGACCAGCUUCCAAGACAGAGUGAUGCGAUGGGGCUCUUUGGUUCCUUUCGUGAUGGCGAGCUUAUGGAUUUACAACGUUAUCCGAGGGCGUCGAGCAAUCGGCAAGGCAAUCGGUGUGCUCGAGUUUGCAUGUCGUAUCCUGGCUGCAAACCCAGAGCUACUUGCCCUCGGCCUCAUUAUCCUUGCUUGUGUCGUCUCGUGGACAUGGAUCUGGAUGCUCAUGUUUACCCGUGUGUUCCUUGGCGGCCAUCUAUCAGGAUCGAGAUCCUUUAUCAUCGAUCUGAGCAGCUGGUGGCUCGGUGUCUACUUUGUGCUCAUCUAUCUAUGGUCUAUCGGAGUGAUUGCAGGAAUCCAGCGUGCCGUGACCGCAGCAACAGUCAGCCAAUGGUACUUCCACCGCCUCGCGAGCCCGGCACCUACAUCGAGGCAGAUUGUCCAGGCAGCAAUCGUCCAUGCUACUAGUACGUUGUUCGGCACGAUCAGUCUAUCGCGUCUGCUCGGGCUGCUCAUUCGUCUACCAAUUCUCCUUCUACCCAGCCGACUAUCUUCAAUCAUCAGUCUCUUUGCAUACUCCCUUAUUCCUACCCCCAUUGCGUAUCUGACGAACCCGCUCUCUCUAACGUAUGCUGCGAUCCACUCGCAGCCGUUGGGAGCUUCCGCGCGAGGCCUGAGCCAAAUGGCCCUCCUCGCACCAUCAGCAGCUUCAACGUCUCUCCACCCCGGCGCCUAUUCUCGCUCACCAGGAGGAACCUCUUCUCUUCUUUCCUACCGGCUUUCGAAACUGAUCCUCCAUGCUACCCGCUUCAUGAUGUCUCUAGCCCUCGGUUUCGGCGGCUGGGUCACAACGGCUCGAAGUCUGAACACGAGUGGUACAAUUCGCGGCAGUAUGUAUGCUUAUGUAGUCGGCCUAAUCGCAGCAACGAUUGGCUGGAGCAUAUUGGGUGCCAUGGAGAGUGUCAUUGCAGACAUCGUGGAUGCCGCCGUGAUAUGCUGGGCAAGCGAGGUCGGCGUUUAUGGACGGGAAGCUCGAUAUUGUCGCGAGGCGGGAUGGUUGUUUGGAGAUUCAAAUCCGGAUUUCCGACGCGAAUACGGGGAAGUCUAA